ACUAAGUAAUGUACAAGAGAACGGAGAUAUCCGAAAUGCCUUUUUCAUUUUACAUAAUUACGCUUAUAAUCUCUUCUCGCUUCACAUUAUCGUUAUUUUUUUUUAUCUCGUUUGAUAAAUAUUGGAUUGAAUUUCCAAGAGAUUGUUCGAGAGAAUUGUGAGAGAACAAUAGCUUUGACGACAAUAGCUGUUCUAUUUGUGGAGAACAGAUCGAUGCGACAGGGGUGGAUUAUGUAUGCCGCUAUGAGCGGAAGCGCAUCCACGAGCCGCUUCUGGCCGUUGCCUGGACUCGCGCGUAUCCCUGGAUCGAGAUUGUUGACAUCGACCAAGAAGACGCUCGAGAUGAAGAAAGUAGCGGCGGAAAUCGCGGAAGUUGCAGAGUGUAAAACACCUGACAAAAAGGCAAAAAUCGUGCCGAGGCUACAAACAGUACGCGUAUAUCGAUGGAAUCCGGAAACACCGGACGUGAAACCGUACAUGCAGCAGUUCAGCAUAGACCUGAACAAGUGCGGCACGAUGGUGUUAGACGUGUUAAUAUUGAUCAAGGCGCAGCACGAUCCAACAUUAUCCUUCCGAAGGUCCUGUCGCGAGGGCAUCUGUGGAUGCUGCGGGAUGAAUAUAAACGGCGUGAACACCUUGGCUUGCAUAACAAAAGUAAAGGAAUCUCCGAAGCCAUUGGUGAUCUAUCCUCUACCGCACGCAUACGUGAUUCGAGAUUUGGUACCCGACAUGGAACAAUUCCUGGAACAAUUUCGGAAAAUCGAUCCGUAUUUAAAGCGGCCGGGCGAAGACGAAUUUCUUGGUAUGCGACAAAUCUUGCAAAGUCCGAGGGACAGGGAAAAACUCGAUGGCUUCUACGAAUGUGUGAUGUGCGCAUGUUGCACGUACUCAUGUCCUCCUUACUGGUGGCUCGGUGACAAGUAUCUGGGACCUGCGGUGCUACUGCAAGCGUACAGAUGGGUGAUAGAUUCGCGAGAUAUGGCACAUAAAGAAAGACUGGCGAAGCUGCAGGAUUUCUAUUCGGUUUUUCGAUGCAAAACGAUUUUCAAUUGCACCAAAACAUGUCCAAAAGGUCUGAAUCCGGCAAAGGCGAUCGUGCAACUGAAACGUUUACUGGCCGGAUUUGCAAAAAAAGAGAAACCAGAUCUCGAUACACCACUUCCGAAUCCUUGUGGCGGGGAAGAGCAAUAUCCAUGCAGAAAGGAAUAAAAAAAAAUAGGGUACAAUUCGCGAGACACUCCUCUUUAUUAUAUAAUGUUCAUCACUUGGAAUAAAGAGUUUUGCAUAAGU
Messenger RNA from Pogonomyrmex barbatus (red harvester ant), 1290 nucleotides. RefSeq names its product succinate dehydrogenase [ubiquinone] iron-sulfur subunit. Gene Ontology annotation, biological process: respiratory electron transport chain; tricarboxylic acid cycle; aerobic respiration. Gene Ontology annotation, cellular component: mitochondrial membrane. The record is from RefSeq and is a predicted model, not a curated record. Gene Ontology annotation, molecular function: oxidoreductase activity; iron-sulfur cluster binding; electron transfer activity. Lineage: Eukaryota; Metazoa; Arthropoda; Insecta; Hymenoptera; Formicidae.